This is a messenger RNA of Rhineura floridana, 837 nucleotides long. RefSeq names its product U11/U12 small nuclear ribonucleoprotein 48 kDa protein-like. NCBI's taxonomy places the organism in Eukaryota, Metazoa, Chordata, Lepidosauria, Squamata, Rhineuridae. Gene Ontology annotation, cellular component: U12-type spliceosomal complex; cytosol; nucleoplasm. The record is from RefSeq and is a predicted model, not a curated record.
CCGUAUGAUUGUAAUCAUCAAAUGCCCAACUCUUCCCUGGAGAAGCACAUAGUGUCCUGUAGGCUGAGAAAACUGGAGUACUCUAAAGAGGAGGGCACUGAAAUGUAUGACUCUAUUUUUUUCUAUGAGAAGGCAAAGAUGCCUAGUGUACAAAUGGACAAGAAUUUGCAAUUUGAUAUUAUUAAAGAAGCCACUACUAAAGAGAGUGGCAGUUGUUGUCCAGGUGCUUAUUCCUCCCUGCCUGUUGAAGUUCCACUAAACCACAAGCAUUACAUCUGUGAUCUGACACAAGCCGUCCGCCUUCCAGUCUAUGAUUACGUCUUUACAGAAACAAAGAGUCAGAGAUCAAGAUCCCAGCUGACAGAAAAUGUCAAUGAUCUUUUCAUAGAUUUGGCAGCAAAAGUCAAUCAAGAUGAUGGUCAGAAAGGUACAAAGUUCCAUCUUGAAAUUCUUGCAGAGAUGCAGGAUUAUAAAAGACAACACCAGUCCUACAGAGCCAAGAAUGUUCACCUUACAAAGAAAUCUUACACAGAAGUCAUCAGAGGUGUGAUUGGGAUCCACAUGGAAGAGCUUGCCAUUCACUGUGCAGAAUCUUACAAAGAUGAAAACCCCUCUCUUUCAGCAAAGUAUUCAGGAAGAAAAGAAGAGCGAAGUCUGCCUCGGCUGACUCAAGAGUCUUGUAGAAGCUCAAAAGAUGCUGAAUAUUCUAGACGUAAGAGAACAUCCAGCAAAAGUCCAGGCAGAAGAAAAAGAAGUCAGGGAAGGGAGAGAGACAGAGAUGGAAGGAAAUGAGAGAGAGAUGAAGACAAGCAUCAUGGUCACAAAAGAAGAAAAUAA